UGGGUUUGAGAAGGAAAACGACCUCUGUUUUACUUGAUAGAGAAGAACUGUCCCUAUCAAAGGAGAGAACCCCUGUAAUGGCUUUCCUCUUCUGGUUCUCUCUUUAUCUAGUAGGCUUUCUGCACAGAACCCACUUGGCUUCUGCUCAAAAAGAUGAUCGAUCGACAAUGUUGGCUCUCAAGAAGGAGCUUGAAGUACCUAGCUGGGGUGCCAAUGAUUCUGAUUAUUGCUCUUGGAAGGGCGUACAAUGCAGCAGCUCCAACCUGUCUAUGGUAGAAAAGCUUGACCUUUCUCACCAUGAGCUCCGAGGUAAUGUAACUUUAGCCUCUGAGCUCAAAGCAUUAAAGUGGCUUGACCUUUCUUUCAAUAACUUUCUUGGGCCUAUCCCUCCAGCUUUUGGGAAUCUAUCACAGCUCGAGUUUCUUGAUUUAUCUUGGAAUAAGUUCGAGAGCUCAAUUCCCCCAGAUUUGGGUCGUAUUAAAAACCUUAUGUCUUUAAACCUCUCUUAUAACUUGCUUACAGGAAGAAUACCUGAUGAACUUCAGAGUCUAGAAAGUUUACAGAAUUUUCAAAUUUCUGGGAAUAGUUUGAUUGGGUCAAUUCCUUAUUGGGUGGGAAAUUUAUCGAAUUUGAGAGUGUUCUCUGCCUAUGAGAAUGAAUUAGGUGGCACAAUUCCUGAAAAUUUAGGCUCUGCUUCUGACCUUCAGCUGUUGAACCUCCACUCGAACCAGCUUGAAGGACCUAUACCGAAGAGCAUUUUUGCUUCAGGAAAGCUGGAGGUUUUGGUCGUUACCAUGAACAACUUGACUGGGAAUCUUCCUGAAUCAAUCGGGAACUGCACAGGCCUUUCAAAUAUCCGAAUCGGAGACAACAUGCUUAUAGGAAGCAUUCCUAAAUCCAUUGGCAAUAUCAGUAGCCUUGCAUACUUCGAAGCAAAUAACAACGACCUGUCUGGCGAGAUUGUAACCGAGUUCUCUAAAUGUUCUAACCUCACCCUUCUGAAUUUGGCAUCUAAUGGAUUUACAGGAAUAAUUCCUCCAGAGCUUGGAGAGCUUAUGAACCUGCAGGAAUUGAUUGUUUCUGGUAACAGUCUCUUUGGAGAAAUUCCAAAAUCCAUUGGUAGGUGCAGGAACCUUAACAAACUUGAUCUAAGCAACAAUAGAUUCAAUGGCACCAUACCCGAAGACCUCUGCAAUGCACCUAGAUUGCAAUUCCUGCUCCUGAGUCAGAAUUCAAUAAGAGGUGAAAUACCUCAUGCAAUUGGAAAUUGCCUAAAACUGCUUGAGUUGCAAAUGGGCAGUAACUAUCUAACUGGCACUAUCCCUCCUGAGAUCGGUUGGAUCAAGAAUUUGCAGAUAGCGCUCAAUCUGAGCUUCAAUCACCUUUAUGGACCGUUACCCUCUGAACUAGGGAAACUUGACAAGUUGGUUUCAUUAGAUGUCUCUAACAAUCAACUUUCCGGGAGCAUCCCACCUGCACUCAAAGGUAUGGUGAGCUUGAUAGAGGUGAAUUUCUCCAAUAAUCUAUUCAGUGGUCAAGUACCCAUCUUUGGUCCAUUCCAGAAGAGCCCCAAAUCAAGCUUUGCAGGUAAUAAAGGACUCUGUGGAGAGCCACUGAGCUCUUCCUGUGAAAGUUCUUUUGGUUCUGACCAAGGGGGUUACCAUCGCAAAGUUUCAUACAAGAUCAUAUUGGUUGUCUUUGGUUCUGGUUUGGCAGUUUUCAUAUCGGUAACAAUCGUUGUUCUUUUGUUUAUGAUGAGAGAGAAGCAAGAAAAAGCAGCCAAGGCGGCAGAAAUUGCAGAAGAUAGAGCAACUAAUCCACCGGUGAUUACAACAGGCAAUGUCUUUGUAGAGAAUCUCAGGCAGGAAAUAGAUUUUGAUGCUGUUGUAAAAGCAACAUUGAAAGAAUCCAAUAAGCUUACCAUGGGGGCUUUCAGCAUGGUUUACAAGGCAGUUAUGCCUUCUGGUAUGAUUCUAUCAGUGAAGAGAGUGAACUCCAUGGAUGGAACUGUAGUUCAUCACCAGAGCAAGAUGAUUAGAGAACUCGAAAGGCUGGGGAAACUCUACCAUGAUAAUUUGGUGAGGCCCAUUGGGUUUAUAAUCUAUGAAGAUGUUGUUCUCUUGCUACAUGAUUAUUUACCAAAUGGAACGUUGGCCCAGCUUCUUCAUGACUCCACCAUGAAGAUUGAAUAUGAACCAGAUUGGCCUAAAAGACUCUCCAUUGCCAUUGGAGUAGCAGAAGGGUUAGCUUUCCUUCAUCAUGUGGCUACUAUCCAUCUUGAUAUCUCCUCUGGUAACAUACUUUUAGAUGCCAAUUCAAAGCCUUUGGUUGGGGAAAUUGAGAUAUCAAAGCUCCUGGAUCCAUCAAGGGGCACUGCAAGUAUCAGCACAGUGGCCGGUUCAUUUGGCUACAUUCCUCCAGAAUAUGCAUAUACAAUGCAAGUUACAGCACCAGGAAAUGUUUAUAGCUAUGGGGUUGUGCUACUUGAGAUCCUUACAACCCGAUUACCAGUUGAUGAGGCCUUUGGUGAAGGUGUUGAUCUGGUGAAAUGGGUUCAUGGAGCUCCUUCAAGAGGGGAGACCCCAGAGCAGAUACUUGAUGCAAGGCUGAGCACAGUCUCCUUUGCAUGGAGGAGGGAAAUGCUUGCAGUUCUGAAGGUCGCCUUGAUCUGCACUGACAGCACACCGGCAAAACGGCCCAAAAUGAAGAAGGUGGUGGAGAUGCUACAAGAAAUAAAAAGCUGAUGGCAUUUAAUUUUAUUUAAGCUUUCCACCUUUGUGACUCCAUUGUAUUAAGACUCAUAAUUGUGAUUUGUCUGAAGACAAAGCUUCAAUUAUGUGAAUCAAUUCACCAUGGUUAGAUGUCAUCAUCCAUGAAAAGAAGAGGAUCUGAAGGUGGAGGGGAGGCAUUUUUUUUUUCUUGAAGAUAAUCAGAGAAUAUGUCUGCUGGCUUUGGUUAGUCAUUCAGAUUGCCCACCUGCUUGUACUGUGUCAAAGGAGUCCUAGCGAGAUGCCAACAUGUAAUCUUAUCAAAUUGGAAAUACAAUUUGGUGGCGGGCUCAUGUCAGGGGAUCCUCAAAAGAGAGAAAUACCUUAAGUUUCUGUUGAUAUUAUUAGGACUAUAAUUUCAUCAUUGAAGCUGUGGUUUCUAAACAUGUAUGUUGGCAGAAAUGCAAGUCAGCAAUCAGUUGUUUUCUCUU
Messenger RNA from Telopea speciosissima, 3199 nucleotides. RefSeq names its product leucine-rich repeat receptor-like tyrosine-protein kinase PXC3. Bases 78 to 2744 code for a protein of 888 amino acids. The record is from RefSeq and is a predicted model, not a curated record. Gene Ontology annotation, cellular component: plasma membrane. The transcript has 2 exons. Gene Ontology annotation, molecular function: protein binding; ATP binding; protein kinase activity. Gene Ontology annotation, biological process: hormone-mediated signaling pathway; protein phosphorylation. NCBI's taxonomy places the organism in Eukaryota, Viridiplantae, Streptophyta, Magnoliopsida, Proteales, Proteaceae.